Salvia splendens (bonfire salvia) is the source of this 2335-nucleotide messenger RNA. Its product is annotated as serine protease SPPA, chloroplastic. Bases 185 to 2110 code for a protein of 641 amino acids. Gene Ontology annotation, cellular component: membrane. Lineage: Eukaryota; Viridiplantae; Streptophyta; Magnoliopsida; Lamiales; Lamiaceae. The transcript is spliced from 14 exons. Gene Ontology annotation, molecular function: peptidase activity. The record is from RefSeq and is a predicted model, not a curated record.
UCCAUUUGGGAGAAAUGAUUGCUUGACCCCACCAAAGCAGCAGUUAAGAUGUGACAUUUAUUUUUCUAUGUCGAUGGACAUCUGUAGAUUAUCAAGGGGGUUCCAUUUGUCAAGCAAGCACUGCAAUCCAAGUUGCGGAUUCUUCGCAUACUGAAAAGCCAUUGGAUAGAAGAGAAGAGAAUCAAUGUCGAAGCUCCUAUUUCGCUGCGGUCGCCACUUGACCUCCCUCCCACUUGAUCACUCCUUACGCGGCCGCCUCUAUAUACACACCCCCAAUUUCCGAGUUUUUUCAGCCGACGCCAAUGGAGAAACCAAGCCGGAUACGAUCAACGGCAGCGCCUAUGAUGACGGCAAGUAUCCCACCGGAGACUUUGUCUACAGGCCGCGCACUGCGUGGGAGGAUUUUAUGGUUAAGACUAGACUUUUCUUCGCUUUGCCUUGGCGACGCUUCCAGAGCGGCAGUGUUCUCAAGUUAGUUCUUCGCGGCGAGAUAACAGAUCAGCUGAGGAGCUUUUCCAGGGCACUAUCAUUGCCUCAAAUUUGCGGGAAUUUCGAAAAAGCUGCUUAUGAUCCUCGUGUAGCAGGCAUUUAUCUCCAUAUAGAUAACUUGAGUUGUGGGUGGGGAAAGCUAGAUGAGAUUAGGAGGCACAUAUUAGAUUUUAAAAAAUCAGGUAAGUUCAUCAUAGGCUAUGUGCCUACAUGUGGGGUGAAAGAAUAUUACAUUGGCUCUGCUUGUGAGGAACUUUAUGCUCCACCAAAUGCCUAUGUUGGAUUAUAUGGGUUUCUUGUUCAGGCAUCAUUUCUUAGUGGUGUGUUCGAGAAAAUUGGGGUUGAGCCUCAAGUUGAACGGGUUGGGAAAUACAAAAGUGCCGGAGACCAACUUACGCGCAAAAGCAUGUCUGAUGAGAAUCGUGAGAUGCUGGCUUCUUUGCUUGAUAACAUCUACAGAAAUUGGCUCGAAAAAAUUUCACUUGCAAAAGGGAAACAAAAAGAAGAUAUUGAAAAUUUUAUUAAUGAAGGAGCACAUCAAGUUGAGGGAAUGAAGAAAGAAGGAUUGAUAACAGAUAUUAAAUACGACGAUGAGGUAAUGGACUUGCUGAGAACACGUCUAGGUAUUCCGCACACCAAAUUGCUUCCAACUGUUGGCUACAGAAAGUACUGUAAUGUUAGAAGAUCAACUCUAGGGUUGACCGGUAGUAAAGAUUUGAUAGCUAUAAUUAGAGCCUCUGGAAGCAUCAGCCGGACUCCAGGCCGAUUUAAUGCGCCCAGCUCAAGGAUUAUUGCUGAGCAGUUCAUUCAGAAGAUUCGUAGAGUAAAAGUGUCAAAAAAAUACAAAGCUGUUAUCAUUCGGAUCGAUAGCCCUGGAGGAGAUGCACUUGCUUCUGAUUUAAUGUGGAGGGAAAUCAAACUUUUGGCUGCUGCUAAGCCUGUUAUUGCAUCAAUGUCCGAUGUAGCUGCUAGUGGAGGUUACUAUAUGGCAAUGGCUGCAAAUGCUAUAGUAGCAGAGAAGCUUACGUUAACUGGUUCAAUUGGAGUCGUGACAGGCAAGUUCAAUUUGGGAAAGUUAUAUGAGUAUAUCGGCUACAAUAAAGAGAUCAUAUCAAGAGGAAAAUAUGCAGAAAUUUUUGCUGCAGAACAUCGACCAUUCAGAGCAGAUGAAGCUGAACUUUUUUCCAAGAGAGCACAUGACAUGUACAAACAGUUUCGAGAUAAGGCAGCCUCUUCAAGAUCAAUGACAGUGGACAAGAUGGAACAGGCUGCACAGGGGAGAGUUUGGGUUGGUGAGGAUGCUGCUUCGCUCGGUCUGGUUGAUGCUAUUGGAGGACUUUCUCGGGCAAUAGCUAUAGCAAAACAAAAGGCGAAUAUACCACUGGAGAGACAGGUGACUGUUGUCGAGCUAUCACAGCCGCCAUCUCCCCUUGAAAUGUUGAGCGGCAUGGGGGAUACCUUUGUCGAAGCAAACGAAGCAGUUAAAGACUUGAUACAUGAGAUGGAAUCGUCUGAUGCAAUCCAAGCUAGAAUGGAUGGGAUUUUGGUUGAGAAAUUUGAAGGAGUUUCUUACUCUAACUCGGUCCUCUCGCUACUAAAAGAUUACUUAAAGAUCCUAUGAUUUUAAUCCAUUCCAUGCCUGUGUGCUCAUUAGGUAUAGUUAUGAUUUUUUACAUCGUCAAAAAAACCUUUUUCUCUUUAGUCAUAUGGUUUUUUUGUGCUCUUCCAUAAGGAGGCGUGGAAUGAAUCUUCAAAUAUUCAUUUUCAUCACUUAUUGUUUAUAUUUUAUAUGAGGGUGUACUGAAUAACAAAGCUUUUAUACUGAUUGAAGUUCUUGGAUUUAGUA